AUGGAGGAAGCUUUGCUGCCCCUGGGCAUGACCUCUGACCCCAGGCCCUUUAAUCAACAACUCCCAGAGCCUCCAGACCCAAGAUGUGUCUUGGAACCCCAGGACAAUCCUGAACUGGCACCUGCCCUGGUGUGUGCUCUUUGCUGCUGCUUUGGAAUCAUCUACUGCUGCUUCGGCUACCGCUGCUUCAAGGCGGUGAUGUUCCUCUCCGGCCUGCUGUCAGGAGCUCUGGUGAUCUUUCUGCUGUGCCACGAGGAGCGGGUGCUGGAGACCCAGCUGAGCCUGGAGGUGAGCGCGGGCAUUGCGCUGGGCAUCGGACUCCUCUGUGGCCUGGUCACCAUGCUGGUGCGCAGUGUCGGGCUCUUCCUGACUGGUCUCCUGCUAGGCCUGACCCUGGGCGCCGGGGCCCUGCUGGGCACGGAACCCAUCUACCAGCCACCUUCAGCCUGGGUGCCGGCUGGGGGGCUGGUGGGGCUGGCGCUGCUGGGAGCCCUGCUCACGCUUCGGUGGCCACGUCCAUUCACCAUUCUGGGCACAGCCCUGCUGGGCGCUGCGGUGCUGGUGGCCUGUGCUGACUAUUUCCUGGAAGGGCUGGCACUGGGCAGUCGGCUGGGCCAACGCUUGCAGGCACUUCCAGCCUUGCCUCCUCUCUGCUGGUAUAGCUGGGCCUUGCUGGGGACUUGGCCAGCCCUGGGGGCCCUUGGGGCCCUGGCCCAGUGGAAGCUCGUGGAUGAGGAACAUGGAGGCCACGCCAAUGUGGUCUUGAGCCACCAGCGAAGGCACCUCCAGCUCCUUCGGAUCCGUCAGCAAGAGGCCAAGUGGCACCGGACCGCCCCUGGGGUGGGGCUCUGUGAGGGCAGCUACCGGAGGCAGCUCCCCGCCAACACCCGGAGCCCUGCCGACAGUUUGGCUCCAAGUUUUCUCCAGAGCCUUCGAGAUCGCCAACUGGGACCAGGCAGCCAGGCCACAGCCCCCCACACCAUCCUGGACCUGGAUUCUGGCUAUGGUUCCACUAUACCCCUCACCACACCUUCUGGUUCCACCCAGACCUGA
Molecule: messenger RNA, 1053 nt
Organism: Pipistrellus nathusii (Nathusius's pipistrelle)
Lineage: Eukaryota; Metazoa; Chordata; Mammalia; Chiroptera; Vespertilionidae
Source: the annotation of a GenBank genome assembly